AUGUCUGUAUUCAACAAGCCGAAGCGUAAUAUACGACGACGUCCUUUCAACGAUGAGGAUGAAGAUAAUGAAAACAGAAUGGAAGUGGAGGAUGCGCAACCUAUCAAAGUUAAAGCGAAGAAGAAGGAUAAACCAAAGCAGACGCUCCUCAGUUUCGGAGAGGAGCUGGAAGAAGCGGACGAUGGAGAAGUUUUUAUAGUCAAGAAAUCGUCGAGGAGCAAAAAACUGAUGAAACAACUAGAUCAGGAGAGGAGGAAAAAGAAAGGUGAAGAGAAAAUGCAACUGGACACUGAGCAAGCGAAUAUGUCCUUUAAACAGGAAAAAGAUUUAGAAAUAAAGACAGAUGAUCUAGUAGUUAAAAUAAAGAACACAGGACCGCUGAUUUUAAACGGACGUGCUGCGUUGGCAGCAGGGAAGGAUGACUAUACAUCGGGUGAAGAGGAAGAUGAGCCAUGCAAUCACAAAUUUCGCAAAAAUACAGAUAAAGCAGAAACUAUGAAGAUACUUCUCGAAAGUGGGUGUAUACCAGAUGCAGCUAUGAUCCAUGCAGCAAGAAAACGUAGACAGAAAGCAAGAGAAUUGGGGACUGACUACAUUCCUAUUGAAGAGCAGAGCGAUGAGAAGGGCAAGUCGAGGCUAAUACGAGAGGAAGAUCAUGAUCGAAGUGACGAUGAUGAUUCUCAAGAUCGUAUUGAUAUGACUGUCAACACAGAAGCACGCGACAAGGAAAAGAGGAGAGAAGCGUUUCUUGCUUCUCAAGUUCCAAUAAAACUUUCAGAUAAUGAAAGCGAACAUGAAAAUGAAGAAGAGGAAUGGGAAGCUCAACAAAUACGCAAGGGCGUAACUGGUGCUCAGAUUGCAGCAGCACAGCAAGAUUCUAUGUUACAACAGCAAUACACGAUGGGUAUGAAUGUUAAUCAAAUGAUGGGAACAGGUGUACCUUUAGAGAUGGUAUUAAUGCCAGCACCACCACCACCGCCGUCCAUCCAACCACCAGAUCCGACAAAGAUUGUACCUGUUACACCACAAGAAGUUGUAAAUAGGAUGCGUUCAAGGUUAGAAAAUUUGAAAGAAGUGCAUAGACAACAUCAACAAGAACAGGAGCGUUUAGAGCAAGAAUUGCAGCAAGCCUUGAAAGAAUUGGACGUGGGUGAAAUCCGUACACCGCAUUUUGCACAACGCUUCAGAUAUUACCAAGAGUUGCGUGGGUAUGUCACUGACUUGGUAGAGUGUCUUGAUGAGAAGCUUCCUCUGGUUGUCAAAUUGGAGCAACGCUGGUUAGAUCUGUACGGUGAACGCUCGACCGAAUUGAUGGAACGAAGACGGCAAGAUACGAGAGAUCAAGCGGAAGAAAUAACUACUGCAUCGAGAAAUCAGGGCGUGAGAAGAGGACCGGAAGUAGAAGCUCAUGUACGACGAGCUACGGAGAGGGAAGGUAGAAGAGCCCGUCGUAGGAGAGCGAGAGAAUUGGCUUCAACUUUGCCAAAACAUAUCGAUGGCAUGUCUAGCGACGAUGAAGUCACUGAACAACAAAAUCUUGCGUUUAAACAAGCAAAAGAUGAAAUUGAUAAUGAUUGUAAAGAUAUAUUUUCCGAUGUAUUGGAUGAAUACUGUACAGUACGUGGUAUUCUUUCGAAACUUGAAUCGUGGAGAGAAACUGAUAUGGACGCUUAUACUGAAGCCUAUGUGUCGUUGUGCAUACCCAAAAUGAUUUCACCAAUUAUCAGAUUGCAAUUAGUUACAUGGAAUCCAAUUAUGGAAAGCGCCGACAUAGAGAGAACGAAGUGGUACAAUACAUUACUUUUGUACGCGUUGGACAGUAAAGAGACGGAGGAAUCUUUGAAACAAGAUCCAGACGUUAGAUUAGUACCGUCUACAAUUGAAAAAGUUGUAAUCCCGAAAUUGACAUCUAUCAUCGAGAAAAUAUGGGAUCCAAUGUCAACAUCCCAAACGUUACGUCUUGUGGGCACUAUAAAUCGUUUGAUCAAGGAAUAUCCAAAUCUAAAUGACACGAGCAAACAAUUAGAAACGCUGUUUAAUGCUAUUUUGGAUAAGAUUAAAGCUGCCGUCGAGAAUGAUGUCUUUAUACCAAUUUUUCCAAAACAAGUUUGGGACACAAAGCAUCAAUUUUUUCAAAGGCAAUUUGCAAUGGCUGUUAAGUUGUUACGAAAUUUACUAAGCUGGCAAGGUCUACUCGGAGACAUACAAUUGAAAAAUUUAGCGUUAGGCUCGCUUUUAAAUCGUUAUUUGUUAGCUGGAUUGAGAGUUUCUUCUCCAACCGAUGCUUUAGUCAAGGCAAACAUGGUUAUGAGUACGCUACCAAGAGCAUGGUUACAGGGUGAAACUAUAGAACAUCUUAAAAUGUUUGCCUCCCUCAUUCAACAACUUAGUGAACAAUUGGAUCAAGCAAAUCCUGCACACAAUGAAGCCUGGGAAUACGCCAAAUCCAUCCUGAAAAUAAUUAAACCUUUAUAAUUAAUGUGUUUGAUAAUAAUAAUAAUAAUAUAUAUAAAUGUAUAUAUACAUAUAUAUAUAUAUAUAUAUAUAUAUAUAUAUAU
Messenger RNA from Odontomachus brunneus, 2558 nucleotides. Its product is annotated as PAX3- and PAX7-binding protein 1. Gene Ontology annotation, biological process: mRNA splicing, via spliceosome; spliceosomal complex disassembly. NCBI's taxonomy places the organism in Eukaryota, Metazoa, Arthropoda, Insecta, Hymenoptera, Formicidae. Gene Ontology annotation, molecular function: DNA binding. Bases 1 to 2475 code for a protein of 824 amino acids. The record is from RefSeq and is a predicted model, not a curated record. Gene Ontology annotation, cellular component: nucleus; U2-type post-mRNA release spliceosomal complex. The transcript is spliced from 16 exons.